This is a messenger RNA of Cercocebus atys (sooty mangabey), 7273 nucleotides long. RefSeq names its product zinc finger protein 362 (gene ZNF362). The record is from RefSeq and is a predicted model, not a curated record. Gene Ontology annotation, cellular component: nucleus. Gene Ontology annotation, biological process: negative regulation of transcription by RNA polymerase II; central nervous system development. The transcript has 8 exons. Gene Ontology annotation, molecular function: DNA-binding transcription repressor activity, RNA polymerase II-specific; RNA polymerase II cis-regulatory region sequence-specific DNA binding. Bases 4375 to 5598 code for a protein of 407 amino acids. Lineage: Eukaryota; Metazoa; Chordata; Mammalia; Primates; Cercopithecidae.
UGUGCGGUAGAUCACUGUGUGUCUGCAGGAGCAUCUGGGCAGAUGUGCGGUAGAUCACUGUGUGUCUGCAGGAGCAUCUGGGCAGGUGUGCGGUAGAUCACUGUGUGUCUGCAGGAGCAUCUGGGCAGAUGGGGAUGUCCCACUGUGAGGGGGGGAUGACCAGACCAGGUGCAUGGCAUAGGGAAAGACCAAGUCCAGCUCAGGCCCGCAGAGUCUGAGCAGCCCAGGAGUCGGCCAAAGGGACUGUCAGGGAGAGGCCUAGCUGGAGGUGGGGACUUCGGGCUUGGCUGGUCUUUAGAUUCUAAAAUGGUUGGGCCACCCAGGAACUGAGGCUGGUGGGAGAGAGGGAGCUCCCACUCUAUCCUGAGGAGCUGAAUUGGUGGGGAAGAGAGGCUAGGGACUAUAAAGGAGGCUGAGAAAGUGAGGAGCCAGGUGUCAUGGCACACAGGCCUUCUCCGAGGGGCCAGGUGGCAGGGAGGCCAUGGAGGACAGGACUGGAAUGUGGCCCAUAAGCUUUGACCUCAGGGCAGCUACUGUGCUGUGUAGGUGGUCUCAUAGGUCGGAGUUCUUUGCAGAAGCUUGUGGGCCACUUGUCUGCUUCCUCCACUUAGCUUGGGGCUCGGGGAGGGCCGAGUUCUUUCCAGUGGGCUAAGGCUCCCCAGCACUGGUCCCAGUUUGGCCCAGAGGAUUUGUCCAGUAUGAAUGGAUGGACAGAUUGAUAGAUGGGCCAGCUGCCAUCAGCAGGCCGUAUUUUGGAAGGGGUGUUUCAUUCAUCCGUCCAUCCGCUGUUUUUCACCUUUUAGAAUAAGAGAAACAAAAUGACAUUUGCUCCCCUGCGAGGAUCAGCCCUGUGUCUUGGGGCUGACAGUAGAGAGUCUUGGCUUUUGUCGUGCUUGAGGCCUGGCCACCAGCGUGUUUCCUCUGCCCAUUCUAGCAUGCACACUCAACCCCCGGGUGGCUGCUCUGUCUCCACCCCCAGCCCUCACCAGGUCCUCAGAGAGUCACCUCCGCGUCACUGCUCCCCUGGCCCAGCAUGCUUCCUGCCGCCUUCUCACCACCAGCAUUCCAACCCAACAUCUUAGCGUGGCAUUCAGUGCCCUGUGUCUCCCCACCUCUCUGCUCUGCAGCUCUCUUUAGUGCCCGUGGGUGCUGUUCACUAUCCCAAGCCUGCCUUGUGCUUUCACAUCUUCACGCCUUUGCUCAAGCUGUGACCUCUUCCAAGAAUGUCCUUCUGCCUUGUCCCUCUGUCCUGAACACACAUCUGACCAUAUCUCUUUCUGGCUUCAAGCCCCUCCCUUAGGCAAGAUCUGAAUGGCUUGGCCUGGCCCUGGCUACCUUCCUCCCUCACCUCUCGCCAGGGCCCACCCUCUUGUCCAGGUCCCAGGGCUGCACAGGGGAUACCCACCUCAAAGGCAUGUUGGGAGUCUCACAUGAGAUGCAAUCCGUGUGACACGCAGGAAGAGCUCAGGAAAUGUUUGGCCCCUGCCCUGUCUUCCCUGUGCCUGUCACACAGUAGGUGGACACCAGGACUAGGGUCACUGACUGAAUCAUUACUUAGAACCAGCCAGAAAAUGAUGCAGAGAAAUCAGGCAGAGGUGGUGUGGAUCAGAUGAAGUGAUCUGGGGCCCAACUAGGGUGAGGGGUGGCCCCUGCCUGACCAGGGGUCUGAUAAGUGGCAGAGAGGAUGUUCUAUGCCAGCUGUGGUACCCUGGGCAAGGCCCCCUCUUCCCAUGGCCCCCUGACCAGUGUAGUGGCUCUGAACUUGGCACUGAACCGAACUGAAGAGGAGGAAAAGACGGAUCUCCUAGAACUGUCUGAGAAGCAGCGAGGUGCAGUGGGCAGAGUCCUGGGCCAGGGCCGGAGUGAGGCAAGGUAGCCUGUUUCACCCCAUUUUACAGAGGAGGAAACCUGAGGCUUAGAGAGCUAGCAUCCAGCAUCACAGCACCGUGCUGCUUCCUGUUUCUCAUGCAUGUGGCCUGAGCAAGGUGCCUCCCUCCUGGUGCCCUCGUUUCUUCCUCCGUGAAAUGAGAGUGAAAAUUCUUCCUUGCUUGCCAUCCUCUUGAGGUUCUAAUGAGAAUGCUGGUGGGCACAGAAGAGCUUUGUAAACUGUGAGCAGUGCUAGAUAAUUGUAUGGGAUUGUCUUUAAAAUCAUUCUGAUUAUUAUUACUUCAUUUAUUCAUUUCAUUAUGCAACUCACAUUAUUGAUAACCUUUGGGCCUCGGUGCUGGGGAUACCCAGAUGAACAAGACAGGUGUAUCCAAUGUCCAUGCUCCCUGCCCCUAGCCGUGGAGCCUCUUUACCCUGGCUUUACAUCUCAGUCGCCUCCAUAUUUCUCCCUGUGGACAACAGCAGGGUUGGGACAGGUCCUGAGACUGCUGUGUGAGCAGGUGCUCACCUGUGGGGUCGCAGCCAUGUCAUCCUAAGGUAGGGCUUAUUCACAAGCCUGUGGUCAGGAUGCUUUGUCAUUCCCCUGAAUAGGUAAGGGACUGAUGAACUAGACUUUGGAGUCAGGCGGAUUAGAGUGGGAAUCUCAGCUCUCUGCUUACUUGCUGUGUGACCUUGAAUAAGUCACUCCACCUCUCUGAAUUCAGUGUCCUGAGUUGUAAAAUGGGAAUGAUAAGAGUACCUACCUGCCUUUCAGUGUCAUUGUGCCUGGCACAAGAGAGACACUUGGUAACUUGCAGCCUCCUCACUGUAAUUAUUGUUUUGAGUUUGUUCUGGGAAAGGAGAAGUCCCAGGGGUCUGGAGCAUUCAGGGAGAACUCCAGGCAGGAAGCACUUCUUGUGUUGGGCUGUAAGGGAUGGGUGGGCAGAGGGAAGGGCAUCUUGGUGCCUGUGGGUGGAGGAGCAGGAGGGCUGAUGGAGGGCAGGAGCUGCCCCAGCCGCCUCAGGAGGGUGCUCCGACCCAAACUGGCCCUCAGGCUGGGAGUGAGGGGUAAGGACGUUUGCCUAUAGAUACUGAGCCAUUUGCAUAUGGGCAUUUGCUCUACCAAAGACUAGGGUUUGCAAAGCAAAUUCCCCAGAGGAACCAGCUUGAGCAAAUCUGAUUUCUAAUUUUGACUGUGGCACCUUCGCCUUGUGGCCUUGGACAGGUUUCCUCCUUCCCUUCUCUCUGAGCCUCAGUUUCUUCACUGAUAAAAUGGUAUAAUAAUACCUCUUGUGCCUACUUUCAAGUAAAGAUCACAAGAGAUAAUUCAUCUAAAAUUUCUUUCUUAAAAUAUUGAGAUUAGAUCGUGUCCUUAUCGAGGGUUUUCUCUCGAAACCUUAUAGCUACCAUUCCAAUAGGGGCUUUUCACGCUCAUAGGAUGAGGAAAAGAGGUUGAAAGUGCUUCAUUUUGGUCUUUCCUGUCAAAAUAAACAAUUUCAUUUAAGCAACGAUACCAGUUAGGCAAGUGAUUUCCAUAAGAGAGAGCUAAGAGAAACCUGACAGGGAGCAAGGCUUAAUGGAAACCCUCUGUGAGACAUGGUCCCUGUAAGUCACUUCUUGACUUACUCUAGGGUCGCAGGAAGACAAACCUUCUGGAAGACUGAGAUAGCCCUGAAGGCCCAUCCUUCAUACUGCCCUGGUUGAAAAGGCCUUCUAACCGCACAGGCCUGCCAUGGAACUUGCCAGAGGUGAGGGCCACCAGUCUGUCACACACUUUUACCAAAGAGCCCCAGACUGCCCUAGCUUCAGGCCUCUUCGGCCCCUCCGUGACCACAGCGUUCUCAUCCACAUCGUCGUGGGCCAGGUGUUGCACGUGGCAUUGAACAACCACACGUGGCCUGUUUCUUGAAGAUAACUUUCCAGAAGUACAGUUUCUUGAGUCAAAAGGCAAUAAUCAUUUGGGUCACUGUAAAUUGUCCUGCCAGACUGCCCCUCAGAAAGGCUAUAUCUGGUGACCCCAUGUUGCCCUUCUGAUUUUGAGAAGGAUAUCUGUACUCAAAGGGACAGGGGGCAGAAGGGCAGGGAUCAGGGAUGGGCAUUUACAAAUUUGCUCCAGUCCGCCCCAGUUUGUCUCUGGACUCGGGGGCCCUUCUGUGUAGAACGCAUGGGGUUGGCACAGUAGCCUAGGGCCCUCCUGGGGGAUGGAGAUUGGUUGGCCAGCAUUGGGGUGACAGGGGUGGGAGCUGGUCGAGAGUACUCCAGUCUGGAUGUGACGUUUGCCCUGUGGGGCCCACUAAGCGGGGGGUGUCACUCAAUUCCAGGUUUUUCAGCCUGGAGAUGUGACUCCCUGGGCCAGGUGGGAGGCCUGCUGUGCUGUGAAGCGGGGGGACCCAUGGGGACAUGGAUCCCAGACAUUGGCCCCGACUUGAGUGGGCGCAGCGAAGGGGUGCUCGCCCCAGUCUGUGGGGAGGGCUCUCUUCCCGGUGACAGUCGCUCUCUUCCCGCAGGAUGGCCGAGCCUCGAUUUAACAACCCCUACUUCUGGCCCCCUCCUCCCACCAUGCCCAGCCAGCUGGACAACCUGGUCCUGAUUAACAAGAUCAAGGAGCAGCUGAUGGCGGAGAAGAUCAGGCCGCCUCACCUGCCGCCCACGUCGGCCUCGUCGCAGCAGCCGCUGCUAGUGCCGCCGGCGCCCGCGGAGAGCAGCCAGGCCGUCAUGUCGCUGCCCAAGCUGCAGCAGGUGCCGGGGCUGCAUCCGCAGGCGGUGCCGCAGCCCGACGUGGCGCUGCACGCGCGGCCGGCCACCAGCACCGUCACAGGUCUGGGGCUGUCCACCCGGACCCCGGCUGUGAGCACUUCUGAGUCGAGCGCGGGCACAGGCACGGGCACGGGUACCAGCACCCCGUCUACACCCACCACCACCAGCCAGAGCCGCCUCAUCGCCUCGUCCCCCACCCUCAUCUCAGGGAUCACCAGCCCCCCUCUCCUGGACUCCAUCAAGACAAUCCAGGGCCAUGGCCUGCUUGGCCCCCCCAAGUCCGAACGCGGCCGCAAAAAGAUCAAGGCGGAGAACCCGGGGGGUCCGCCUGUCCUUGUAGUCCCCUACCCCAUCCUGGCCUCGGGCGAGACUGCCAAGGAGGGCAAGACGUACAGGUGUAAGGUAUGCCCCCUGACCUUUUUCACCAAGUCGGAGAUGCAGAUCCACUCCAAGUCGCACACAGAGGCCAAGCCCCACAAGUGCCCGCACUGCUCCAAGUCCUUUGCCAACGCCUCCUACCUGGCCCAGCACCUGCGCAUCCACCUGGGCGUCAAGCCCUACCACUGCUCCUACUGUGAUAAGUCCUUCCGGCAGCUCUCCCACCUCCAGCAGCACACCAGAAUCCACACAGGCGACAGACCCUACAAGUGCCCACAUCCUGGCUGUGAGAAGGCUUUCACUCAGCUCUCCAACCUCCAGUCUCACCAGCGCCAGCACAACAAGGACAAGCCCUACAAGUGUCCCAACUGCUACCGGGCCUACUCGGACUCCGCCUCCCUGCAGAUCCACCUCUCGGCCCAUGCCAUCAAGCACGCCAAGGCCUACUGCUGCAGCAUGUGUGGGCGGGCCUACACCUCGGAGACCUACCUGAUGAAGCACAUGUCCAAACACACGGUGGUGGAGCACCUGGUGAGCCAUCACUCACCCCAGAGGACGGAGUCCCCCGGCAUCCCGGUGCGAAUCUCUCUCAUCUGAGCCCACUGGAGGCGCCGCCCCACCCGGCCCACUGGCAGACACAGACCCAGGCAGCACCAGGCCCCAGCUCCCUCCAGGGGCCCUCCAGGAACCACCAGGCUCUCUCACCACCUUCCCAACCUUCCAGAAAGCUUGGUCCGCAGAAGUCCUGCCUGGUCCAGUCCAGGGGCGGCCAGGCCAACUGCAAGAUUCUGGACUGUUUUGGUGGCAUCCAAAGACGAUCUCAGAGCACUUUGAACCUCUCUGUUGAGUUUUCUUUUUGUUCCCCACCCUUCACUUGCUUCACUGUUUUUUUUUUUUUUUUUUUUCGUUUUUUUAAGUUUGUUUUGGAAAUAACAGAAAAGAUAUUUAUUGGCCAGGAAGUUGGUGCUGCUAAGACCGAGAAAUUUAAAGAAUCGGACAGAUGGACGCAGAGAACCAGAGGGCAGUGUGGGACCUUCUCUUGCCAUGGCCUCAGGUCUUGAGGGAAGGCUCAGGCCUGGGUUUCUGGACUGCAAAGGGGACCCCCAGGUGGGAGGGGCAGGAAGCAGCCGGAGUGAGCCCUUCGCCCCUGAGUGCCUGGCUCGCACCUCGAGCUGUGCCCCGGGCAUCACUGAGCAGAGGGGUGCGGCAGCUUCAGGAGGCAGAAAUGAGAGGGGCGGGAGAUCCACAGGACCAAAGGGUGCAGUGAUGGGCUGGAUGGCGGGCCCAGGGAAACGGGGUGGGGAUGGGCUGGGUAAGACCUGGCCCUCCCCUGCUGCCCUGAAGACCACCCCAGUCUACCUCGGUGCUGGCCAGGAAACCUUUCGGCUACCUCUCCCACCAUGCCAGACUGUGGGCAGGGGGAUGGGGAGGGAGUGGGCCUGGGGCUGGGACCUCCCUCCAGAAUUUCCUCCAGAUGGGGGCAGUGCCCAGGGAGGGGUUAUUUGUCUUCCCUGCCAUGGAGUGAGAAUCCCCAGCCGAGGCCCUAGGCCCCUCAGCAGGGAAGGGAUCCUCGGGGAGGCAGGUCCCAGGAGCAGACCCUGCCCCCAGCCCCCACAGACACACCCCAAUCUGAAAGCCAUGCGUGUCCGUGUAUAUAGGAACCAUGUACAGAGCCCGGAGAAGCCCCCUACAUCCCCCCGGGAAAAAAAAAGAAAACUAGACAGAAACUCAUCUAUAUAUUCUGUAUCUGGAGUUCCGUUUUGAAUAUUAACUGUGUUAUUUUUAUACACUUUUUAAGCCUUAACUCGCCAUUGAUUUACCAGUUUAACGUUUCCUGGGGUUUCUUUUCCCAUGGGGUUCUCUGCCCCCACCCCCAGCCCUUUGUUUGACUUGCGUCGUCUGAUACUCAGUAUUGUAGCUUUUUGUCCGCAUGUUACUCCCUGUAAAUACGCUGUUAUACAUACUGUUAACACCCCUUUGCUUUUUCUAUGGGACCUCCAGGCCACCAUAUUUAGAACUAGUUACCUUAUUAAAAAAGAAAAAACAGUCUGUUGGCUUCUCAGUCUGCAUCUUGGAGGCAGGGAGGUGAGGGCUGGUGCCCCUCAGACACUUCAGGAAGGUAGUUUGCAUUCUAUUUAAAAAAGGGGGUGGGGAGCAAAUGAAAAUCAAAUGUAGGGGGAAAACACUAAAGGGGGCAAGAAACAAAGGAAUUACAAUCCCUCUGCUCUUUGUAUUUCUCUGUUGUGAAGAAUAAACUGUACCUGCACCCGGG